UCCCUCAGGCCCAUCACCAGGUCAGUGUCAAGGUCUCUCCCAAGGACACCGAGAUGAAAACAGCAGAAGAGCCAGCCCCGAAUCUUGGGCAGACCCUGGAGUGGCUGAGAAAGGAACUGGCUGAGAUGCAGAUCCAAGACCAGAAGCUCCUGCUCACACUGAGGCACCUCCACAGCGUCCUGGAGGAGCUGCGUUCUGAGAGUGCCCACUGGGAGGACGCCAGGUCCAGCAGAGGGGCAUCACCCAUCAGAGCUCGAGCAGGCUCUGAAGGCAGGGGUCACCCUCCCAUGUUGUCCAGGCGCCUGGCCCAGCUCCUCCAAGGGGUAGACAGCAGGCGAAGCUCCCUCCCUUAA
Phyllostomus hastatus (greater spear-nosed bat) is the source of this 353-nucleotide messenger RNA. It is a transcript of the gene CUNH20orf202, whose product is annotated as chromosome unknown C20orf202 homolog. Bases 54 to 353 code for a protein of 99 amino acids. The transcript has 2 exons. The record is from RefSeq and is a predicted model, not a curated record. Lineage: Eukaryota; Metazoa; Chordata; Mammalia; Chiroptera; Phyllostomidae.